CACUGACCAACCAAAUUACUAACACCACGAAAUACAAGAAUUAAAACCACACAGCGCCAGACAGACGACGAUUGCAAAUGAGCGAGAGAGGGGACCCCAAAGACAGGCGCCCAAACUCGGGGCACAAAAACAAACCCGGCCGGGUGACGGGAGGGAGAAGGGCCAGGGUUCAGUCCCGAACAGAAAGGAGCGAAAAAACAAAACAAAAACAAAACAAAAGCAAUCCUCGUUGUACUGAUUCGGUUGAAAUCGCAGACGGGAGGGGGACACAAGACAAGUGUGCUUCUAAAUUGUGAAGUGGUGUGGGGGUGUGCUGGAGGUCGGCUGCCUCCAUUGUGGUGUAGCAUUUGAAUUUUAUUUUUGGAAAAGUGAAGAAAAUCCAGAGUUAGAAAUUCUUCAAUUGCCAGUGCACUGAGGCAACCAUGGAGCAAUAUACAACCACCACCAGCAGCACUGGAGAGCAGAUCAUUGUGCAGACUUCAGCUGGACAGCUUCAGCAGCAGCAGGGAGGGGUGACGGCCGUGCAGCUCCAGAGUGAGGCUCAGGGGGCGUCGGCCUCAGGCCAGCAGGUGCAGACACUCCAGGUAGUCCAGGGUCAGCCCCUGAUGGUCCAAGUCAGUGGAGGUCAGCUGAUCACAUCCUCGGGCCAGCCAAUCAUGGUGCAGGCGGUCCAAGGAGGUCAGGGGCAGACCAUCAUGCAAGUGCCUGUGUCCGGCGCGCAGGGUCUUCAGCAGAUUCAGCUGGUGCAGCCUGGGCAGAUCCAAAUCCAGGGUGGGCAGACGCUCCAAGUCCAGGGGCAGCCGGGUCAGACCCAGCAAAUCAUCAUCCAGCAGCCGCAGACCGCCGUCACGGCUGGGCAGACCCAGGGCCAGCAGAUAACAGUGCAGGGCCAGCAGGUGGCGCAGACUGCUGAGGGGCAGACCAUCGUCUACCAGCCCGUCAAUGCUGACGGCACAAUACUGCAGCAAGGAGGUUUUGGAGGAGGCAUGAUCACCAUCCCAGCUGCCAGCCUUGCUGGUGCCCAGAUUGUCCAGACCGGCGGCAACACCAACACCUCAAACAGCGGGCAAGGCACAGUCACCGUCACGCUGCCCGUGUCCGGCAACGUGGUCAACGCCGGCGGAAUGGUCAUGAUGAUGCCUGGGGGGGGCACUGUGCCCACCAUGCAGAGAAUCCCGCUGCCAGGGGCGGAGCUGCUGGAGGAGGAGCCUCUCUAUGUCAACGCCAAGCAGUACCACCGCAUCUUGAAGAGGAGACAGGCCCGCGCCAAGCUGGAGGCAGAGGGCAAGAUCCCCAAGGAGAGGAGGAAAUACCUGCACGAGUCCCGUCAUCGCCACGCCAUGCAGAGGAAGCGAGGGGACGGGGGGCGCUUCUUCUCCCCCAAGGAGAAGGAGGAGAUGGCGGCUGCAGCGGCGGCGGCAGCAGCAGCGAUGCAUGUGAGAGCAGAGAUGCGCUUUAGGGAAGAGCCAGUGCAGCUCAAUGCAGGGUCACAAUCCGGAUCCACAGAGCAGCGGAACACUGAAACCUUCCUUUUAAUGCAUUAGAAUUCUGGGUAGGAUAGGAGAGAUUUUUAAAGGAGCAGUCUCAGCCAGGUGAUGAGGCGGUGGCUCAGAUGAUCCGGGUGUCCUAAGCCCUGCCCCCAAAUGUGCAUCUCUUAACAAAAGGCUGUGCCAGCCGGGUUCCACACAGCCCUUCCAAACAAACAAAACGUUGUACAGCACUGUCGAUAUCCAGACCUCGUGUUAACUGCUCUGGGAACGCUGCAGUCUUUUUCCAUAGCGUCGAUGGCAAUUAAUCGCCCACCCUAAGCCAUUCUCCGUCCCUACCCUCCCAACAUGCAUGAAAACGUUUAGAGUAUUCUUCACCGUGGCCUCGUCGGGCAAUAAAUUAAUCUUGACCGGUGCUAUUUUGUAAUCCUCCUCAGCUGAGACGACAGGUUGGGUUGGGGAAGGUGUAUCUGUGCUUCCCGAAGCAGUUAACAAACUCGUGGUGUAGCUCAAAAAUUAGAGAGCAAGACUUUGAUCACACUUAGUGGCUGCCGUUUUAUAAGGGUGGGGGGGUGGCAGGGGGGGUGACAAAUAAAAUGCAAUUCUGCAUCCUUUUUAUGUUAGUGUUAGAUAUGAAGUACAGUAAGGGUAGUUUUCUAUGGCCGGUAUACACUUUCAGUCUUCACGCUGCCCUGCCCCAAACAGCAGUGUAGAAGCUAACAUUCAACACCUGGAAAGUAAAUGCAAUGAAAACUGUGGCUUUGCUAUUGAAUGUGGGUCUGGCCAGACAGAUUCACAUGUAAGACUGAGAAGUAUAUAUCUGUGCAGUUUCAGUGAUGUGGACUCCUUGAUGGUUUUAUAGUUACGCCUUUUGCUUUUGUCUGGCUUUGAUCUCGGAGGGGGGUGGGGGGGAUGCAGUUUUAGUCAUAAUAGAUUACUAUAGGAGGGGGGGGGGCUGUAUUAAAAAGCUUGUGAUGUAAACUGACACAGAUCCAUAUAAGAGUAACGCUGCAUCGGUGCUGUGCAGAAGGGUGACGCAUGGUGGUGAAAAUGUAGCUGGUGGUUCAGAUAGGACCCUGGCUAAAUGACUGUUGUUUUCAUGAAGCUGUAUAAAGGGAGAUUUUAAAAAAUCAUUUCAGAGUGGCUCACUGCCGUGAUCCUUGUUGCGUCUGUACAGCACCAAUGCCACUGAAGACAGAUCAAAAGUGUCACCCAGUCGUUGGCAUACACUGCACUUGUAUACCAGUUUUGUUUUCCCAGUAAUAAGCGUUUUUGAAUAUGUUUUAAUGGUCGACCCCCACAAGCCCCUGUGUAUGCAAUACAUACAUUUAUAUACAUAUGUUAAAGUAAUAAUGAUGAUGUGAACAGUGUUUAAUUUAGUGGUCUGGAUUCUGAAUUUGAAAUACUUCAAGGGCUCUUGCAUGUAGUCAGAUGUUGUUGUUUUUUGUUUUGAAAUAGAAGGUACUGUAGGUACUGUCAGCUGUUUUUUUUGUGUGUGAAAAACAAACCAGAAGCUCUUUGUAUAUACAACCAAACAUUUAUAAUUUGUUUAGUUUCCUUCUGUUUUUUAAUUUGUAUGUUCAAGCAUGAACUGUCUGAGAAAGUAAGCUGUAUAGGACAAGUACUGUGUACACCAUUCAGCUAAUAAAAUAUUGGACUUUUAUUUUACAAA
Acipenser ruthenus (sterlet) is the source of this 3159-nucleotide messenger RNA. Its product is annotated as nuclear transcription factor Y subunit alpha-like. Gene Ontology annotation, cellular component: CCAAT-binding factor complex. Gene Ontology annotation, molecular function: DNA-binding transcription factor activity, RNA polymerase II-specific; RNA polymerase II cis-regulatory region sequence-specific DNA binding. Bases 423 to 1544 code for a protein of 373 amino acids. The transcript is spliced from 11 exons. Gene Ontology annotation, biological process: regulation of transcription by RNA polymerase II. NCBI's taxonomy places the organism in Eukaryota, Metazoa, Chordata, Actinopteri, Acipenseriformes, Acipenseridae. The record is from RefSeq and is a predicted model, not a curated record.